AAUGCCCAUCCGCUGCUGUCCGCGCAGUAGCCUUGUCACUACAUCUACUGAGCUAACUCGGCUCCGACCACAUCAGUACCGUUAUGUCACAGAAAUUCUGUUUACUGCUUCCAAUGUGGGUGGCAAGUCUACUGGAAGCACUGCACGUCGGUCAGCCCGUUCAUCUUCUGGCAGACUGUAUCGCAAGGGUCAGUGUCCGGUACUUCAUCGCUGGACGAACAGUCGUGUUUUCCUCGUCCUUUACUGAAGAAACCCGUAAGAACCCUGCCACUGAAACUAUCGUCGACAUUGAAAACAAUGUGAUAAAAAGCAUGAAUGCGAUUGGUCGCUGGCCGAUAACUGUACAUCGCCCAACAGGAAAUGUAAUGGGAUAUAACUCAUAUGCUUGGACUAACACAGACGACAAACACUACAGUUAUAUCCUGAUACUGAGCUGUCGAAACGGAUAUUGGAAAGCGGCAUUUGAUUUCGUGAGAGAGACGAUCAUGCAAUUGAAGAAUUUCCCAGCAUGGAACUCCAGAGCAAGAUUCUUGGUGGUGGUUCGUCGUUGCGUUUCAAACGAUAUACGUAAAGGGCUGAAGAUUAUUGUAGAAUAUCUUUGGCGCUUUAAGGCGUUUAACGUCAUCUUCUUAUAUCCUUCAACACAUACAACGGUUGAAAUAUACACGUGGUUUCCACGUUACUUGCCCUCGACACGAUGUGGACUACUCCUGGAUGUUGUUCAUCUCGAUACUUGGGUUCGGGAAUACGAUACGGGAUUUUUCUUACGCAACAUAACACUAUACACUGACAGAAUACCACGUGAUCUGCAUGGUUGCAUCCUCAGGGCAUCUGCAAUUAAGUUUCGUCCAUAUAUAAUUUGGCACGGAAAUGAGACUAUCAGGGGAGGUCUGGAUGUACAAGUUUUGAGAAUUAUAUCUGAGAAAUUGAACGCUUCGCUGUUGUUCAGGGUACCUUCAGGGAACGAAAGGAAAGGACAACAUCUUCCAAAUGGAACGUGGACUGGACUGAAAGCUGAGCUAAUAUACGACAAAGCAGACAUUGUAAUAGGAUGUUUUCUGCUUAAUUAUUAUGACUAUAUUGAAUUUGAUAAUACAAAUAUAUAUCAUACUGACGGAUUUACCUGGGUGGUGGCUCGAGCAACGCCUUAUCCCCGAUGGUUAAGUAUGGGCAGAGUAUUUACUCCCUCAUCAUGGUUAUUAUUGCUUAUGGCUGUUUUCCUUAUGGGAUUUAUUAUGAAGUAUUUAGCAAAGUCAAAAUAUUUUUACUCGUAUAACAAAUGGGAUACUAUGAAGUGCAUUCUAACAACAUGGGCUACCUUUUUGGGCGCAGGAGUACCUGAGAUGCCUCGUACCGACACGUUGCGUAUCUUGCUUCUUUCUUGGAUGGUAUAUUCAUUGGCCACGAACACAGUAUUUCAGGCUUUUUUUACGAGUUACGAAGUGGACCCUGGCCUACACCACCAGUUGGACACAGUUGAGGAACUCUUACAGGCCUCAAUAAUUUAUGCAAUUUCUCCUGCAUUAAAGUGUUUUUUUACGGACGACAUGUUAAAGAGACUAACGCCGUUGAUUCUGUGUGAACCGAUAAGCUGCCUAGAAAAGGUAGCGACUGUGUAUAACACUGCUUUAUUUAUGGGGAGAGUCCCUCUCGGUUACCACCGUGAAGGAUUUCUGAAGAAGAAAAACAGGCAUGAAGUCCACCCCUUUCGAGAGGAUUCUUUUCAGUUGCAUGCAGUAAUGAUGAUGCAGAAAGGAAGUCCUCUUCUCAAACUGGUGAACGAAAUUAUCACAAGGAUAGUUGAAGCCGGUCUGUCCGACUAUUGGUUACGAGCCAUAAUAGAAGAGACACGAAUGAAAGCAGGGAUUUUAGAACUAGAAUCUCUGAAAGAUUCAUAUAUUGAACUGAACGUGUCUCACUUGCAAGGGGCUUUCAUUUUUCUUUUCAUUGGCAUUGGAUUAUCUGUCAUGGCUUUCCUUUCGGAACUUUCCUUUGGAAAGCUUUCGCUAAAAUGCAGGUAAAUUUAAUGAAUCACCGCUCUUGUUAAUUAGCAUGUUUCCACCUUUUCAUAAGCGUUCUGUCCGCGCCCAGUAUUCGAACUAACCCAUUCAUUAGGCCGCGCCAUAGCUCAAGCGGUUAGUCGCUGGUUUCCCACCGCGGCA
Messenger RNA from Cryptotermes secundus, 2162 nucleotides. RefSeq lists its product as uncharacterized. The transcript is spliced from 2 exons. The coding region runs from base 84 to 2021 and encodes 645 amino acids. Gene Ontology annotation, molecular function: ligand-gated monoatomic ion channel activity. Lineage: Eukaryota; Metazoa; Arthropoda; Insecta; Blattodea; Kalotermitidae. Gene Ontology annotation, cellular component: membrane. The record is from RefSeq and is a predicted model, not a curated record.